CUCUCUCGAGUUUCCCCCCGCGGAGUCCCAAAACCCUAAAUAAAGCUCCGAUCGAUCCAUUUCAAUGGCGACGACCUCUAGUAUCUUCGUCUAGGUUUUCCAUUUCGGUCCAUCGCAAUGCCCGAUCCUCCGGAGCGAGUCGUAGAGCGGGUGGGAAAGCUCCUCUCCCAACCCCGCCUCAACAAGGACGCACUGGUGAAGCUACUUAAGCAAGCUGAGGGUGCUUUAUCAGAGUUGACUCAAUCUUCUUCUCUAGAGAACACAUUACGUCCUUUGAACAAAUCUCUAGUUCAAAGCAACUUGCUUCACCACAAAGACAAGGAUGUUAAACUAUUAGUUGCUGUUUGUUUCACUGAUAUCAUCCGGAUUCUUGCACCUAGUCCACCUUAUAGUGAUGAAGUAUUUAAGGAGAUUUUUAAGAUUAUUAUUAGUACUUUUGUGGACCUUGCCGAUGUUGAGAGUCCAUAUAUUUCAAGGAGGAUGAAGAUACUGGAGACAGUUUCUGCUCUCAGAUGUUCAGUUAUUAUGCUUGACAUUGGCUGUGAGGAUUUAGUCCUUGAUAUGUUUAGGGUUUUUUUCUCUGUUGCAGAACAAGUUCAUCAACAGAGUGUGUUUCAGGCUAUGCAGUCAAUUAUGACACAUAUCAUAGAGGAAAAAGUUUCUCAGCCUCUUCUGGAAGUGAUUUUAUGGAAUAUUGUGAAGGAGAAAAAGGGACCACCAUUUGAGCUUGCUGUUGUCAUCAUUCAAAAUUGUGCUGCAAAGUUGGAGCCGUCUCUUCGUGUAUUUUUGACCUCUUGUAUUCUGAACAGGGGAGCCUCGCCAAACGAGCUUAAGAAAUUAUAUCAUCAGAUUAUUUUGGAAAUAUUUCAGUUUUCUCCCCAGAUUCUCUUUGCUGUAAUCCCGAACUUGACUCAUGAACUACUGACCGAUCAGGUCGAUGUUCGUUUAGAGGCUGUUCAGUUGAUUGGAAAGCUUGUUGCACUCUCUAAGCUUCAUUUUGGCCAAGAUUAUCGCUCAGUCUUUGUGGAAUUCUUAAAAAGAUUCUCUGACAAAGCCACUGAAGUAAGAAUUGCUGCAAUAGAAUGUGCUAAAGCAUGCUAUCUAGCCUUACCAUCGGGAAAUGAAGUUCAUGAUGUUCUCACUGCUCUUGAAGCCAGGCUAUUAGAUUUUGAUGAUAAAGUGCGAAUUCAAGCUGUUAUUGCAGUCUGUGAUCUAGCUAAAUCAAACCUAACAUGUUUUCCUUCUGAAUUGAUAUCUAGAGCAGUAGAGCGGUUACGUGACAAGAAGGUUUCUGUGAGAAAAACUACAUUGCAAAAGUUAUUGGAGCUUUAUCGGGAUUAUUGUAGCAAGUGUUCAAAGGGGAUUGCCAUUAUUAAUGAACACUAUGAACAAAUUCCAUGUAAAAUAUUAGCUCUAUGCUUUGAUAAAGAUUGUGAAUCUUUCAGGCCACAAAACAUGGAACUUGUGCUUGCAGAGGAGCUCUUCCCAUCAUCACUUUCUUCAAAAGAAAGAGUGAACCACUGGACAGCUUUUUUCUCACUUUGCAAGUUGCCGCAUAUAAAAGCUUUAAACUCCAUCCUGUCUCAGAAGAAAAGGUUGCAGAUGGAAAUGGAAUCAUAUCUAGCACUACGAAUGAAAGCAAAGGAGAAUUGUUCGAAGGAGGUGCAGAAAAGAAUCCUAGCAUCUUUCAAGUUGAUGUCGGCUUCGUUCACUGACUCUUCUAAAGCUGAGGAUUGCUUUCAAAGUUUGAAUGAGAUGAAAGAUAAUAAUAUAUUCAAGGCUUUGGGUGAAAUGAUUGAUGAAAACACAUCUCUUGCAACUUCCCGAUCUAUUCGGGAUUCAUUUCUUAAGAGGAUUGGAAGUAAGCAUACAAAUUAUAACUUUUUCAAAGUUCUGUCACUGAAAUGUUCAAAUAUGAUAUUCAAUACUGAAAUUGUUUAUAGUAUUAUGGAGGAUCUAAUUUCUUGCACACAGUGUGGAAACAAGCAUAUGCAAUCCACCAUUGACCUCCUACUUAUUAUUUUGACCAUGUUCCCGUCAUUGCUGAGGGGAUCAGAGGCGUACUGGUUGAAGUUGUUCUCUGAAAAUUCUGCCUUGACAAAUGAAAAGGUUCUCCAGAUUUUAGUCAAAGCUGCUUGUCAUAUAUCUAUACAACUCAGUGAUAUUUACCCAUUAUUGGAGCGAAAGUGUCUGGAAGGAACACGUGCUGAAUCAAAAUUAGCUGUUUCAGCUAUUGCUUCACUUGGACAUUCAUCUGAUGACAAUACCUUUUCUGUUCUGUUGAAGAAACUUGUGAAUGCUCUUGAUGAUAGUGGAAAUAUACCAGCUCUGUUACAGUCUAUCAGCCAUAUAUCACAAUAUUCUCCUUCAGCUUACAAAUUAUAUCACCAAAAAGUUAUGCGUUUCAUUGUUGAAGAUAUUUUGUGCUCUUUGGAGAUGUUUGCAGCGGAUCCCUCGCCAAGUGGACAAACAUUCUCCGGUGAGGAUUCUGUGCCAAGCUUUUCCUGCAAAAUUAAGAUCUAUGGGCUCAAAGCACUAGUCAGAAGUUUUUUACCACGUCAAGUGACGCAUCUCCAGCAUCAAAUAAACGGUCUCUUUGACAUUCUUUUCGACAUAAUUCUUGAACAAGGUAUCUAUAAUGCUAUCAUUAUCAGUGAAUAUGACAAGGCGUAUCUUAGAAUAGCUGCUGCGAAAUCUGUUCUUCGGCUUGCUACAAGAUGGGAUUCACAUAUUUCACCCAAACAUUUCCAUUCAAUAAUUUUCACAGCAAGGGAUUCAUCUUGUGCUGUUCGCAGAUCAUUUAUUUGCAAAAUACAUAAACUUCUGAAGGAACAUGCACUCUUAAAUAAAUAUGCUUGCGCUUUUGCCCUGACGUCAACUGAUUGCCUUGGAGAUAUUCGAACUGAUUCUACAAGGUACCUCAGUGAAUUUCUGGAGGAGAGCAGCAGAAAGUUUUUGACCCAUCAUAAUACUUUAGAACAGAAAAAAGAUGCAAUUACAAACCAUCCAGCUUAUAUCAUGGUUUUCUUGAUCCAUGUUCUUGCUUAUGACCCCAAAUUUCCUUUGGAAAAUUGUAAAGAGGAGGAUGUUUAUGCGGAGUUUUGCAGUCCACUUAUUGUUAUCUUGCGAGAAUUGCUUAAUCUGGAUAUCCUGAAAAUAAAUGGGCAUUACUUCAGUAAUACCGUGUCAUUUCUUCUGGGUAUAUUUCGUGCUAUUCAGAAGGCUGAGGAUGCCAUUAAUCCUGAUAUGACCCCUAAAUUGCAUAUUCUAUCGAAAAUAGGUUUAUUCCUAGUAAAAGCACUCAGUGAACAACUCGAGCUUUCGUUAGAUGCCCCUCGACUGGUUUUGUUGCCAUCAUCACAUUAUAAAGUGUGUCAAGAUGCAAGAAAUAGAGAAGAAUCUCAUACCAGUGAAAGUUUUAUUAAUGAAGGUUUUGUUAAGAGAAUCCUUAAAGCCAACGAGUCUUUUAUUGCUCAGCCUGCUAGCUGUGAUGCUAAGCAUUGUGGUAUUUCCCAGAAGAAUUAUACAUGUUUGGAGACUAAGAAGAAGACAUUAAAUGACUUGCCUCUAGAGAGGCGAGCUGAUUCCAAACAAAGCAAACAACUGAGGCAGAAAGUUGGUGUUUGUGAUAGUGACAAAGAAAAUCAGAAGUUAGAAACCAUGAAAGUUGACUCUAAAGUGAAACAUAAGAAAAUGCUCUCAGCUACUUCAGCAUCAACGGAGUUGCUUUGUGAGAAAUCUGUUUCUGGGCCUGCAAAUUUGACAAAUGAAAAUUGCAAUUUCAACCUGGAAAGAGAGCAACUGUCAUCCUGUGCCUCAGUUAGCAUAAAGCUGUCUAAUCCACACAAAGAAAUUUUGGCCAAAGAAGCUGAUAUCCCUAUCAAAGGCAGGACUAUCACCGAGCCAAUUCAAAGUUCAGCAGAUUGCGUGGAGCGGGGUGGUUCAGGUGAAGCACUUGUGGGUAAACGCAUCAGAUUGUGGUCUCCAAUUGAUUUGUGCUAUAGUUCUGGAACUGUUGAUUCCUAUGAUUCUCAGAACAGUAAUUUCAAGAUUGUCCAUGAUAACGGAGAUAUAGAGCUCGUCCGACUGGAAGAUGAGAGAUGGGAGGCUAUUGAUAAUACAACUUCUGAAGAAAAGGACAUGCCCAACUUCCGGCCUGGAAAUUGGAAAGAUCACGACAAAAUGUUGUCUGAGCUUUCCAAGCCUGAAGCAUUGCUGGAUAGGAAAUCAUUGUGUUUGAUUUCUUGUAGGUCAAUUUCUUCUAGCAGCAGUCUGGAUGAAGUACUAGAUGACAGUGGAGAUUAUAAUGUGAAGAAGAAGUCCGGUGUGAAUGAAAGAAUGAGAAAUUCAAAGAACAUAAAAGUCUCAUGCGGAGGGACAAACUUUGCAAAGAGCAAGAGGUCAUUGCAAUCGAUACAGAAGAGUUCUGUUUCAGAUGACACCGAGGUAGUUGCAAACAAUAUGCGGAGAUUGCGACCACGGAGGGCAUAGAUUAUCUCGCACGUUAUCUAAAUUGUAGGUAGCAAAGUGCUUCGACACCAUAGUAGUCCUUAGUACAGCUGAAUUUACUUUUAUAAGGUAUGAUAUAUACAUGGGAUGAAAUCUGCCGGCCUUUGUAGGCUUCAUCGUUUAUGUAAACUUUGGUGAAUGCUUGAGCCCACACUGGAUAAAGUUUGUAACAGGAUUUUAAAGUUUUCUUGUCAUUGUUUUUAGUGUUGAUGUUUGUAUGGGAUUGUUCUGUCUUUUUGGAUUA
This is a messenger RNA of Ananas comosus (pineapple), 4753 nucleotides long. Its product is annotated as sister chromatid cohesion protein PDS5 homolog A. NCBI's taxonomy places the organism in Eukaryota, Viridiplantae, Streptophyta, Magnoliopsida, Poales, Bromeliaceae. Gene Ontology annotation, biological process: DNA repair; mitotic sister chromatid cohesion. The transcript has 32 exons. Gene Ontology annotation, cellular component: nucleus; chromatin. Bases 118 to 4491 code for a protein of 1457 amino acids. The record is from RefSeq and is a predicted model, not a curated record.